Molecule: messenger RNA, 3048 nt
Organism: Cyphellophora attinorum
Lineage: Eukaryota; Fungi; Ascomycota; Eurotiomycetes; Chaetothyriales; Cyphellophoraceae
Exons: 1
Coding region: 1-3048 (1015 amino acids)
Biological process (GO): mismatch repair
Cellular component (GO): nucleus
Molecular function (GO): ATP binding; ATP-dependent DNA damage sensor activity; mismatched DNA binding
Source: RefSeq, a predicted model, not a curated record
AUGCAUCGUGCUGCGGCUAGCCUCAUCGUCAAAGAUGUAAGCCACCUCUUGCGCGCCAGUGGCGCACGACCUCUCCUCGGUCACGUCCGUUCAGCGUCCAGCACGAUCAUAAAAAACGCUCGUCGAGGCGCAAAAACGAAAGCAACGAAGAAAGCCUCAGCCAUCGCCAGUAUCCAGCAGGGCGCCCUUGAGCCACUACAAGACAUCGAAAAUGAGGAGGAAGUUGAGCCGGACUACCCCAGUUACCCAGACACACUUCAGGGCGUGCGCGACAACAUGGCCAAAUUCAAGAAUUGUGUCGUCGUGACAAGAGUCGGCAACUUCUACGAGAUGUACUUCGACCAGGCAGCCGAGUUUGGUCCUGCCAUGAGCCUGAAAGUAUCGUACAGAAUGUCUGCCAGACACCCUGCUGUGCCCAUGGCAGGGUUCCCGUUCUAUCAGCUCGAUCGAUACCUCAAGACUCUGGUCCAGGAGCUGAAUCAGCAUGUUGCGAUCUGUGAAGAGUUCCCGAACAACGUUGAGGGGAAGAUCAAGUCUGGAGGCAACAGAUUCGACCGGAAAGUGGUUCGUGUGGUUACGCCUGGCACGCUGAUCGACGAGAACUUUAUGGACACGACGCGAAACAACUUCCUGCUGGCAGUACACGUGCCUGCACCAACGAGUAUGGCUGAUGGCGAAGAGAAGGCUGAUCACGAUGUAGGCUUGGCCUGGAUCGACCUCUCUACCGGCGACUUUUGGACGGGAAAGACCCCUCGGCUCUUGUUGGCAUCCUCCAUCGCACGCAUAUCUGCUCGAGAAAUCGUGCUGCAAGACUCCGCCACUGCCGACGUCAAAAACGAGAUUCAGGCUUUACUUGGUCAGCACCACGAGCUGGCCUCCUAUCACAACCGCGUGUCGAAUUUCGACUCAUUACAGGACUGGAAUCAUUGUUUCGAGACGGCCGUCUCGGCUGAUAUUGAGCAGACCUUCUCACACCAGGAGAAGCAAGCGAUACACCACCUGCUUGACUACGCCCAGCAGCAGCUACAACGCACCCAGCUUCGUCUUCAGCCGCCACGUCAGAGGGACGACAGUCACCUCAUGGAGAUCGAUCGAUACAGUCUGCGAGGCCUGGAGAUUCUGGAGACAUCAAGAGACGGCUUCGGAAAAGGCAGUCUCAUUCAUGCCAUCAAGAAGACUGUGACUUCCAGCGGUACGCGAUUACUUCGUGAACGUCUCGUGCAGCCGUCGGCGUCAGUCGAGGAGAUUAGUCAAAGACUUGACCUCGUGACGGCCUUCAUAGAGAACAACGACCUACGAGAAGAUCUCAUCGAGCGACUGAGACGAACAUUUGAUGUUCAGCGACUUGUACAAAAGUUCACAAUGAAUAAAGGCGACCCCGACGACUUGGUCGAUCUGGCUAAGUCAAUCGCAGAGACAGCGCUCGUGCAAAAAGCGCUUCUGGAUGCGUCGACAGGUGCCAGUGAGGACAGCCCACUCGCACCGCUAACUCGGCGGAUUUUCCUGCAGGGGCCGCAGUUGCUAGCCGAGCAUAUCAGUAACUCGAUCGACGAGGAAGGACUGAUGCAACUGCAUCGCCAAGAAGAAGACGAGAAAGCCGAAGUAACUGCUUCAGCGGUCGACGCAGUUGAGAACGAGGGCGCCGAUCCGAGUGAAUUUGUCCAGAAGAAUGCCCGACGCAAAGCUCGAGUCGCUGAGAAUCGGUUCUCUGACAGUGACAUGCUCGAUGCAUGGAUCAUGAAGAGGAGUGCCAGUGAUGCGAUUGGUCUGCUACAUCAAGAGCUCGAUGCGCUCAUGGAGGAACGCGAUGCUUUGGCAGCCCGACUUCAGGUCGAGGUAGAAGCGAAGUCGCUGUCUCUACGCCUAGACAAGAAAGGCUAUAUCUGCCACAUUCGCAGCAACAAGGACUUCAACAAGCAUGCUCUUGAUGAGUUGAAGGCAAAUCUGAUCUCUUCUACCAAGAGCACCAAAACAUAUCACCUACCGAUCUGGUCUAAGCUAGGCGGCAGAAUGGAUGCAGCAAGAAUCAAGAUUCGGAACGAGGAACAGCGGAUCCUCCACAACCUUCGGCAAGAUGUCUUCGCAAACCUAGUCCAGCUAAGACGUAAUGCGGCUGUCAUGGACGAGAUCGAUGUCGCAACUUCGUUCGCGGCGCUGGCAGAGCAACAAGGCUGGAAGCGGCCUGUGGUAGACACGUCGACAGACCACCAGAUCAUCGGAGGCAGGCACCCAACUGUCAAGCUGGGUCUCGAAGAGCAGGGACGGACGUUCAUCAGCAAUGACUGCGUUCUUGAUGCUAAAGAGCAGAUUUGGCUCGUCACGGGGCCGAACAUGGCUGGAAAAAGCACGUUUCUGCGACAGAAUGCUCUGAUCACAAUCUUGGCCCAAGUCGGAAGCUAUGUACCUGCCGAGUACGCCAGGAUUGGUGUCGUCGACCGCAUUUUCUCUCGCAUCGGCGCCGCUGAUGACCUGUUUCGAGACCAAUCAACCUUCAUGGUGGAAAUGCUCGAGACCGCUGCUAUACUGAAACAGGCCACGGCUCGCUCAUUCGCCAUCAUGGACGAAGUCGGUCGAGGUACGACGCCACAAGACGGGAUCGCUGUUGCCUUUGGCAUCCUCUCGCACCUCCAUCACAUCAAUCGCUGUCGAACCUUAUUCGCUACGCAUUUCCACCGACUCGCUGAUCUCACAGCCUCGUGGCCGCGUAUUGGUCGAUAUUGUACAGAUAUAAUUGAGGAGAAAUCUGGCUCCUUCAUCUUUCAGCACCAGCUUAAGCCUGGCGUGAAUCGCAAUUCUCAUGCUUUGAAGGUUGCAAAGCUUGCUGGUCUGCCUCAAGCUGCCCUCAUAGCAGCGCGCGACAUGCUUGACCAGCUGCAGAUGGAAGACGAGGAACUUCGCGCCGCAGCGAGCCUUCCUCCACCCAAGCCAGUCGUGGCGCCCAAGAAAUAUCGCCCGGUGCAGAUAAGGGCGGAGGAUGUUCACAACGCGCCAGACCUCUCCGCUCUGCGACCACCGCAAGCGCCUCGCACUCAAGAUGCUCGCCCUUGA